AUGAGCAAGCAAAUUAUCCUCCACCUCGGAACCCCCGUGGAACACAAUACAGCCCUGUACGAAAGGCUGGCGGCGCAGUUCACCAUGAUCCGCCCGUCGGUCGAGGAGCGCCAGCGCGAGGCGUUCAAAACCGCCUUGAAAGAACACCGCUGGGGCGAUUUCCACGCCCUGAUGCGUCCCUUCUGGAACAACGGCGGCGAAAUGGGCAACUGGGAUGAAGAGCUGAUUGUUCUCCUCCCCCGGACGGUCAGGGUGUUUGCCAGUGCGGGUGCAGGGUAUGACUGGGUCGACACCAAGGCAUUGACAGAAAAAGGCAUCGUGUAUUGCAACGGAGCAACCGCCUCGACAGAAGCAGUGGCCGACACGGCCAUCUACCAUAUCAUCAGCGUCUUCCGGAACCUGAACUGGUCGGCGAUGGCUGCCCGGUCGUGCGACGCCGAUCAAUGGCGCGACGCACAUGCCAACACGCAGCGCACGGCGUGGAACCCACAGGGCCAUGUGCUGGGCAUCAUCGGUCUGGGAAACAUCGGGUAUCGGAUUGCGCAAAAGGCGUACAGAGGCUUAGACAUGAAGAUCCAUUACCAUGACCUCUUCCGCAAGAGUCGCGAGGCAGAAACCGCCGUCGAGGCCGUCUACCAUGCUACCAAGGAGGAACUGGUCGCUGUCGCCGACUGUGUGCUUCUUGCGACACCCUUCUCUGGAGAAGCCCUGGUGGAUGCCGCCCUGCUCGCCAGGUUUAAGACUGGUGGCCGGCUGGUCAAUAUCGCUCGCGGGGGUCUGGUCGACGAGGACGCCCUGGUGGACGCCAUCCACUCGGGGCAGUUGCUCGGCGCGGGACUUGACGUGCAGGCCACGGAGCCCUUUGUGAACCCGAAACUGGCGGCGCUGAAGUCUGUUGCGCUGACUAGCCAUACGGCGGGGGGGGCCAUGGAGACGCUGAUCGGGUUCGAGCGGCUGGCAAUGGAGAAUGUGCAGCGGGUGUUGGGGGGGGAGAGUCCUUUGACGGCUGUAAAUGGGCUGUCUAGAUGA
Molecule: messenger RNA, 1029 nt
Organism: Penicilliopsis zonata CBS 506.65
Lineage: Eukaryota; Fungi; Ascomycota; Eurotiomycetes; Eurotiales; Aspergillaceae
Exons: 2
Coding region: 1-1029 (342 amino acids)
Cellular component (GO): cytosol
Molecular function (GO): glyoxylate reductase (NADPH) activity; NAD binding; hydroxypyruvate reductase [NAD(P)H] activity
Source: RefSeq, a predicted model, not a curated record